AUGGUCAAUGGGACUUCCAUUAUGCUGCCGCUCCCGAACUUGCUCCUUCUUCCAAGUGAAGAUUUUACGUUUGAAAAAAAGUUGGUUGUGCCGGGUCAUUGGCAAUUGCAAGGCUAUGGUUCUCCACAGUAUACUAAUGUGGUGUACCCGUUCGUGGUUGACGUUCCCAAUCCUCCAACAAGAAACCCCACCGGCACUUAUCAUAGGCAGUUCACAGUGCCUAAAACGUGGGAGCUGCACCAGUGUAGGAUUCGGUUUGAAGGUGUAGAUAAUUCCUACCAUGUGUUCUUGAAUGGUAAACUCAUUGGCUACCACGAAGGAAGCAGAAACUGUGCUGAGUUUGAUUUGGAACCCGCAAUAAAAAGAGAUCAAGUUAACCACCUCUGGGUUCGAGUAUAUCAAUGGUCCAGUUCAACCUAUAUUGAGGACCAGGACCAAUGGUGGCUCAGUGGUAUUUUUCGUGAUGUGUGGCUUUUGGGUUUUCACAAGCAAGGUCAUAUUGAAAACUUUGUGGUUACUACAGAUUUGAAAAAUACAGAUGGUGUAUGUGGGUUAAAGGUACAAGUCGGUGGAGAAAACCAUUCUUUCCAGAAAUUUGAAGGAUUAAAACUUUAUGUAAAUUUACUGGGUAGUGAGAAUCUUGCUGAAGUCAACUCCAGCGUUACAAAUCUUGGAAUUAAAGUUCCAAAUGUGAAGCCUUGGACUGCUGAAACUCCUACACUUCACAAGCUCACUUUAGAGUUGAGAGAUUCAACUGGUUUUGUCUUAUCGAAAGUUGUUCAAAAAGUUGGGUUUAGAAAGGUGGAAAUGUCAGAUGGUCAGAUCAAGGUUAACGGACAGCCCAUUCUCCUUCGUGGAGUAAACCGUCAUGAUCACCAUCCACAAUUUGGGCGAGCUGUUCCGUUGGACUUUAUCAAGCGGGAUCUUCAGCUCAUGAAGCAGCACAACAUAAAUGCCGUACGGACUUCCCACUAUCCAAAUACUCCACAAUUGUACGAAUUGGCAAACGAAUAUGGCUUUUGGGUGUUUGCUGAAGCAGACUUGGAAUGCCAUGGUUUCUUUGAGUGUGUGAGGAGGCCCAUAGAUGGGUCAGAUGACCCUGAGUACAAGAAUGGGAAACUCGAACUUUUUGGAAGAGCCAAGAAAUUUACCUCUGAUAAUCCCGAAUGGAAAAAUACAUAUGUUGACAGAGCUCGUGGUUUGGUUCUUCGGGAUAUCAACCAGCCUUGCAUCAUAGUGUGGUCUCUUGGAAAUGAAGCAUUUUUUGGACAGAAUCAUGUUGCGAUGGCUGACUUUAUCAGACAUGCUGAUCCCACUCGGUUAGUUCACUACGAACCCGAUAUGGACGCUACGGUCACAGACAUGUACAGCAGAAUGUACCCUCUGUUCGAGACUAUGCAAGAGUUUAUCAAAAAAAAUGACAAACCACUAGUCUUGUGUGAAUAUGCCCAUGCCAUGGGUAAUGGUCCUGGUCUUUUGCGCCAGUACCAGGAACUUUUCUACACUGUUCCACAUUUCCAGGGAGGAUUUGUGUGGGAGUGGAAUAACCAUGGACUCGAAACUGAAGCAAAUGGUCUGAAAUUUUAUGGUUAUGGAGGUGACUUUGGAGAAAAAGUUCACGAUGGGGUUUUUUGUAUGGACGGGCUAGUCGAUUCUCGUCAUGAACCUACGCCAGGACUCUUGGAAUACAAAAAAGUCAUUGAACCUGUUGAAGUCAGAUUCCACGAUGGUGAAAUUGAAUUUAAAAAUAUGUUUGAUUUUAGUGAUCUUGAUGCAUACUAUGCAACAUUCAGGUUAGUGGAGUACGAGCUGGUUUUUUCGGAAGAAAUAUUAGCACUGCGUCAAUUGCACUUUCCCAGUGUUCCUCCACAUUCUUCUUACUCAAUUUUAUUUCCUUGUGAAAUUCCAUCUAGCUCAAACACUGUUAUACUCGAUGUGGAUGUCAAGACGUUAAAUUCUUCUGAGGCAGUUCCAAAGGACCACACAGUAGCAUUUGGUCAAAAAGUUUUCAAAGCUUCCACAAAAACUGAGUUCAAUAAAACCAUUUCCAACGUCAAUGUUGAGGAAACAAAUCACCGCAUCACCGUGAGGUCCAAGGCUCUAGAAUUUCAGUUUAACAAAAUCACCGGAUGUGUCGAAAAAUACAACCAAGACAAACCCAUAAUUGUUGCUGGUUUAAACAAUCUUACUUUCUGGCGACCAACAACCAAUAACGACGAUAAUUUCGACGGUCCUUAUUGGAAGAAGUUUGGGUUAGACAUGAUGGAAAUCCAGGUAAGAAAUGUGAAAGUAACGCCUAUCGCUAAUGGCGAACGGAGCAAUCUUUUGGCUACUUUGGAGGUAGAAUCUUUCAUUGGACCUCCUAUUCUCUCGUGGGGUUUUGACUGUAUUCAAAAGUAUUCCAUUUAUGCUGAUAGACUUGAAAUUGGUACUCUUCUCACCGCUAUAGGAUUCAACAAGUGUUGCGUUCCGCUGACAUUACCCAGAUUGGGAUACGAAUUUGCUGUGCCUGAAACAGUAAAUGAAAUACUGUGGCUUGGUCGUGGAUCCGGAGAGAGCUACGCUGACAAGAAAGAAUCCCAGAAAAUAGGACUUUACAAAAAAAAAUUUGGAGAUUCGGAUUACUCAUAUGACUAUCCUCAGGAAAAUGGAAACCAUGAAGACGUUACUUGGUUGGCACUAAAGGACGGUGAUGGUGGUUUUGUAAUUACCAUGAAGAAUAGAAAUUUCGGUUUCAAGUGUUCGAGUGAAUACGACGUUCAACAAGCUUUGCACCCUCAUGAAAUUAAGAGAGGUCAAAAGUACGUGAGAGUGGACUACCAACAACACGGUGUUGGAACAGCUGCAUGUGGACCAGGAGUUUUGGAGAAAUUCCAGUUCAAGCUCGAGGGACCCAUAGAGUUUACGACCACCAUUCGGUAUGUAGAGAGUUAG
Molecule: messenger RNA, 2934 nt
Organism: Meyerozyma guilliermondii ATCC 6260
Lineage: Eukaryota; Fungi; Ascomycota; Pichiomycetes; Serinales; Debaryomycetaceae
Exons: 1
Coding region: 1-2934 (977 amino acids)
Biological process (GO): lactose catabolic process
Cellular component (GO): beta-galactosidase complex
Molecular function (GO): carbohydrate binding; beta-galactosidase activity
Source: RefSeq, a predicted model, not a curated record